Messenger RNA from Lolium perenne, 569 nucleotides. Its product is annotated as eukaryotic initiation factor 4A-6-like. The record is from RefSeq and is a predicted model, not a curated record. NCBI's taxonomy places the organism in Eukaryota, Viridiplantae, Streptophyta, Magnoliopsida, Poales, Poaceae.
CCGUCAACAUGUCCUGCUGCCAACAUGCUCAUGUUUUUCUGUUCAGUGCACACGGGACACGGCCAUGGCAGGAACGCUGAUCUACUGCGACGUGCAGAAGGAGGAGUGGAAGCUCGACACUCUCGGCGACCUCUGCGAAUCGUCGCCCGUCGCCCAGCGCGCCGUCUUCGUGAACACCGGCGGCAAGGUGGACUGGCUCGCCGACAAGAUGAGGGGGAUGGGCCACGCAGUCUCCGCGAUGCACGAAGGCAUGGACCAGAACUCCAGGGACGUCGCCAUGGCGGAGUUCAGAGCUGGGGCUUCGAGCGUUCUCGUCGCCAGCGACCAGCUGGCACCUGGUGGUAACGACGAUCAGCAGGUUGUCUCCAUCGUCGUCAACUACGACCUGCCGACUCGGCCUGAGAACUACCUCCAUCGCGUCGGGCAUAGCGGUCGGCCCGUCAACUUCGUCACCACGCAGGACGUGAGGAUCCUGUCCGACAUCCAGACGUUGCCCAACGUCGUCGUCCAGGAAUUCACGUCCAAUGUCGCUGGCCUUUUCUAGAUUGAUUCCUAUUGGAUAUGAGUUU